Molecule: messenger RNA, 594 nt
Organism: Cynara cardunculus var. scolymus (artichoke)
Lineage: Eukaryota; Viridiplantae; Streptophyta; Magnoliopsida; Asterales; Asteraceae
Exons: 1
Coding region: 1-594 (197 amino acids)
Source: RefSeq, a predicted model, not a curated record
AUGGCGAUGCAAUGGAUCCAGAACACGGAAAAGGUGUUCCAAAUUACCAAGGUACUGGAUAGCGAUAAAGUAAAAUAUGCAUCUGCGAUGCUCAUAGAGCGAGCCCUGGUGUGGUGGAAUGCCACGUAUGAGUCUUUAGACACAACGACACGUAACAGUUUGACGUGGGACGAAUUUCUGAAAAAGUUCUUUGAACAAUAUUGCCCUGUUGACCUACAAAGGCAUCUUGAAAAGGAGUUCUUGGAUCUGAAGCAAGGUAAGAUGACAAUACUUGAUUAUGAAACUGAAUUCAACAAGAAGGCACGAUUCGCACAACGAUUCCUGAACUCCGAACAGGAUAUGAUCGAACAUUUCAUUGGAGGACUACGGAAGGAGAUUCGAAGUUUUGUGGUAAGUCGUGAUGGUUCCAGUUUUAGCAAGAUAGUCGAAUACGCUCGGCGUUGUGAGUAUGAAUUAUCCAUUCCUGAUGAAAAUGAACCGAUGUCGAAACAUCCGCGAACUGAAAGGAUGAUGUCCACCCCAACACAACGGUUCUCUCGAUUUUCCAACCAGAGGAGAAUUCAAACUCAGAGUACCCCACGUGUAUCCUCUUAG